AUGUCACUCACAAUACCCACAAACCUUUCCAACUCCAUCGUAAAACCCAAGUUGAGUUCUCAGUUCACCACAAAACCAAGGCUUGCAAGCAUUGUAUGCUCAGCUUCUCCUAACCAGAACACAUCAACUUCGGAGCAGUCAUCCAAUGCAUCGCCACUCAAGGCAUUCUCAGCUGCUCUAGCACUCUCCUCCAUCCUCCUCUCGGCUCCUGUACUACCGGCGUCGGCCGACAUAGCGGGCCUGACGCCGUGCAAGGAGUCCAAGCAGUUCGCUAAGCGAGAGAAACAGCAGAUCAAGAAGCUCGAGUCAUCACUGAAAAACUAUGCUCCUGAUAGUGCUCCGGCACUGGCUAUCAAAGCCACCGUGGAAAAGACCAAACGCAGGUUUGAUAACUAUGGGAAACAAGGUUUGCUAUGCGGAUCAGACGGUCUCCCUCACUUGAUUGUGAGUGGGGAUCAAAGACACUGGGGAGAGUUCAUCACCCCAGGAAUUUUAUUCCUCUACAUCGCGGGAUGGAUUGGGUGGGUUGGCAGAAGCUAUCUGAUUGCCAUCAGGGAUGAGAAGAAACCAACACAGAAGGAGAUCAUCAUUGAUGUGCCAUUGGCAUCAAGUCUUCUUUUCAGAGGGUUCAGCUGGCCCGUUGCUGCCUACAGAGAGUUUGUGAAUGGGGAUCUUAUUGACCCCUCUGUCUAA
Messenger RNA from Ilex paraguariensis (yerba mate), 693 nucleotides. The record is from the annotation of a GenBank genome assembly. NCBI's taxonomy places the organism in Eukaryota, Viridiplantae, Streptophyta, Magnoliopsida, Aquifoliales, Aquifoliaceae.